Molecule: messenger RNA, 999 nt
Organism: Cotesia congregata
Lineage: Eukaryota; Metazoa; Arthropoda; Insecta; Hymenoptera; Braconidae
Source: the annotation of a GenBank genome assembly
AUGGGAAAAAGUUGUAUUGUGAAAAGUUGUCCUAGUGGACGCAAACUAAAAAUUACAAAAAAUGAUCCGUCUCAGCAUCUGUCUUUUUUCCAACCUUCUACACCGGCAAGAUUAGACAAGUGGCAAAAGUGUUUGGGUAUUAAAUUAAAAGCCACUAAUAAUAUUUGCCAUCUUCAUUUUAAAGAAGAACAUAUAAAAUUGUACGACAAGUUUAUCAUUAAUGGAGAGGUCAAGAUUUUUCCAACAGUGAAAAAAAAGCUAAAACCUGAAGCUUUGCCAACAAUCGAGCAUCAAUUUAUUCCUAUACCAUUAUAUGAGCUCCAAGCAAGUAUUAUUGAUCAACGACAAAAAUCAACGUCAUGCCACAAUUACUGUGAAGACGAUCAGCAGGAUCGUCAACAAAUAGAACAGGACUUGGAAAAGUCUCUGUUGAGUCAGCAGUCAUACGACAGUUUAAAUAGUCACGUAGAAAACGAAACAACUGUAAAACCAAUAGAGAGUAUAGAAGAUAUCCAGAAAUGCCCAAUGUUACCGCAGUUUUGGAUGCGUGUAGAUAAACCACACGGACUAGAAUUUUUGCGAAUGGAUCCAUCAGCCAAGAAAACGAAAAAUCAUAUACGUCUAAAUGAGGAUUUAUCAUUAACCGUUAUUUUUUAUAAUGGUGAAGAAUUGUCUCUUGACGUUAAAAUUAAUUCUUUCAAAAAUUAUUUGCGAGUUCUUAAAAUCUGUGGAAAGAUGGCCAUUAUGCGUUGGUACUCACAAUUGUGUAAAGGUGUAAUUAUAAGUGACGAUGCUUACCAAAGAAAUCAAAGAAAUCCAAGAUGUAAAUCAUGUCGAAUUUUACGGAAACGAUUGCAAAGCCGUAAAUCAACUUCAAUUGUUUUAGAGAAAAGUACUGCUCUAAAACGGCGCGCUUGAAGCCUUAAAAAACAAAACAAACGUCUGAAGAGAAUGGAAAAGCGUUCUAACGAAAUCUUGCCACGACUAUACAGUGAAUGA